AAACGUGAGGAGGGUAUUCUCUACAUGCCACCUUGCAUUUUUGAAUUAAGUGUGGGACAUAAAUAUAACAUACAAAUAUUUGCCCAAGGAAGCUGAGAUUUAGUGGAAGGCCAAGUCUUUUGAUUUGAGAGGACUGAGAAGAAAAUGACAACUGAAUUCAGACACAACUGAGAAUCACUCUGCUGAUUACAGCAUGACACACCAAUGGGAACCCAGGCCAUUCUAUCCAGUACAAGAGGCAGCAAACAUUUGUUAGCGUGGAUGAUUCAUCUCUAUUUUAUUAUGCGCUGCUGUCAUUUGGAUUCCUAUUAUUUCUAUUUCAAUAAUAAAAAGCUAUACUUUGUAAAUAUCACACAACUCUUCAGUUUUCAUGACCAUUUUAUGAUUUCAAUGACUAUUUGGGAAAGAUUAUUCUCUAGUUGGUUUUCUGCCCCCCUCCCCCCUUUCACCAGCCCAAGGGCAUUCUAGGAAAACAAGCGGCUUAUUUAUUCUGUUGUGCUUAUCGAACAAGUGGUGAUUUAUUACAUUUUAAACUUAUAUUUUCAAAAAGCGGUCCCCUUCUAAUAUGAUCUUGAAAAUAGGCUGACCAGCCUUACUUGGAAUUUCUGCUGGAAAAGGUCACUUUCUAAACUAAAGCAACAGGACAAAAAUGUUGACUUGCUGAAGAGGCUCUGCUGAAGAGGCAAGUCAAAAGAUCUCACUGGCACAGGAUUUCUUUCUCUACGUGAAAGGCCUCUCCUCUUGAAUUGCAGGCUCUCCAAAAAGAGAUGAUACUGUAGCUUUAAUAAUGACACCGAGGUAAGGAUUCGUUCCAAACUUGGUGUCUGGGCUUCUCCGUACGCGACGGGGCCCAGUGGUGUAAUUUGAGAGGAGAAGAGAGAGAUCCUACGGCCAAAAGCCGAACUCCCGCUAAAGCACCAAUCCAGAUGGAGAAUGAAAAAAAGUAGCACGAAGCGGCUGCAGCAGCUUCAGGCAGGUCUCACUCAAAUCUGGACGCAAGCGCGCCCUCUCUCCCUCUCCGUUUUUGGUUGGAAGUUUCCUAACUUGUGAGGAGACAGGAGAAGGGAAAACGUGCUGCUGCCGAUUAGGAAGGUUGAUGGGAAAGAAGCCAGAGGCUCCUCCUUAAGGUUUGUAGAUCUCCCCCGCCCACCCCCUCCCGGGAAAAGCGAGGUUCUCGCGGGCAAAUCGGGCGCAACAGAGAACUUUCAAGCGGGGAGCGAGAAGGGCCAAGCGACCGCUCUCCAGCGGGUCCCAAUGAAGCCCUGCGCGAAGGGCGGCUAUAACCAGAGGACUUGAACUACGCGCGUACGGAGUCGCCUUCGCCCUCCGCUUGGGGACGUGUGGUCUGGCGGCCUCCCUCCCCCGGGAUGCUGCUGGGGCUCCGCUUGGUGUGGCUCCUGAGCUGUUCGGUCAGCUUUUGCCACGGCUAUUUCGACGGCCCGCUUUACCCGGAGAUGUCCAACGGGACGUUGCAUCACUACUUCGUGCCAGACGGAGACUACGAGGAGAACGACGACCCGGAGAAGUGUCAGUUGCUUUUCAGGGUGAGCGACCGCCUGCGCUGCACAGUGGACGGGGCGGCUGAGCGCCUGCAUCCCGCGACGGCGGCGGCGGCACCCCCCACCCUGACGUUGCGCGAGGAAUUCACCCUCCUGGGCCGGCAGGUGGAGGACACGGCGCGCGUGCUGGAAGGCAUCCAGAAGAGCAUCUCGUACGACCUGGACGGCGAGGAGAGCUACGGCAACUACCUGCGCAGGGAGUCCACGCAGAUUGGCGACGCCUACGCCAACUCGGAGAAGUCGCUGGGCGAGCUGGAGAACAAGUUCCGGCAGGGCCAGGAACACGAGAGCCACGAGGAGAGCCGCCUCAACGACGACUUCCUGGGCAUGCUGGUGCAUGCGCGGGCGCUCCUGAAGGAGACGCUGGUCGUCUCGGCGGGCCUGCGGGACAAGUACGAGCUGCUCGCGGUCGCCGUCCGGAGCCACGGCGCGCGCCUCAGCCGUCUCAAGACAGAGUACCUCAAGGGCUGAGCAGGAGCGGCGCCUGGCUGGGCUUCGACCACAGCAUCCCUCUUUUCCGUCAGUGGCCACGCGGUGGAGCUCUGCUGGGCACCCUUCCCACGGACUAACUUUCCUCCACCAGAUUCCGACCCUUGCCGUUCCAGUAUACUUCAGGGCCAUUCUUUGCAAUUUUCAUCAUAGCGCCUUGAAGGAGCAAAGUAAUGUGCCUACCUUGAGGUGGCGUGAGUCCACGAAGGACAGACCAGUGGACAGCAACUCGACAGUUAGUUGUUUUCCUCCUUUAAAAAAAGAAAAGAAAAUUGAGGAGGGUGCUAUUUCUGCUAAAUACGAAAAAAUCCAGCAGCGUGUCGUCCGCCUUUUUUUAAGUUCGGUUCUUAUCUUUCUGGCAGGUGGAAAUUCAAGUUAUUGGGGCGGGGGGGGGGCGGUUUAUGUCAAUAAAAACAGCGUUUGUUGGAUUCCUCCUGAUAAAACGUUAAAAACGCACACAGGCUUUCUUUAUUGCAUUCAUCCUCACUUUUUAGCAUAAUGUGUGUGAAAUGGGAAAAAAAUAAAGUGACCUUAGACACAGUUUAUGUACUUACCUUAGUA
Molecule: messenger RNA, 2609 nt
Organism: Python bivittatus (Burmese python)
Lineage: Eukaryota; Metazoa; Chordata; Lepidosauria; Squamata; Pythonidae
Source: RefSeq, a predicted model, not a curated record